CCCGCCAGCGUCCCCGCCACAUGGCGGGGACGAUCUCUCUCCAUCGGGCGUACCUGUGCUGUACGAACUGUAGCGUCGCAUCCACCAGCUCCAACGGGUUCCUGCGCUAAACUACUGCUCCAACAGAGCCACCUAUUUCCAUAGCACUACUGGUGCAGCUGCACAACGUCGCUUUCUUCUCCAAACAUCGCCACUGCGAGUCUGCUCGACCAUCGUGCAAACCACCACCAGCAGCAUUUAUUUCGCAAUACACAACGUAUAAAUAAUCACCCAUCGCUCAGAGCACAUCUUUCAACUAUGGCUCCGAGUCUCUCGGCUCUCGCAGCCGUUGUCUUGCUGGCCAAUCUCGUUGCCGCGGGCGUCAAGGAUCACCAGCUUCCCCUCUCUGAUUUUGGCGCCGCGUGCCCAGACUACACCAAAUAUGCGACAUAUCCACACGCCCCAUUCAGUGAAGGAAAGCUCAAGCUUCCGUUUCAGCGCCCCGAUCCACGAUGCAGAACCUUUACUUCAGACUCUAUCGAAAAGGUUAUCAAAGAUGUUACCGAGCGAAUGGCAGAUCCUGACUUGGCCAGGCUGUUUGAGAACGCCUUCCCAUCGACUACUGAUACAACAGUAAAGUUCCAUACCAAGGGCAGCAAAGACGCCGGCUUCAUGGCGACUGGUGAUUCUAGCUAUGACCAAGGCGCAUGGGAAGGACCACAAACCUUUGUCAUUACCGGAGAUAUCAUUGCAGAAUGGCUGCGCGACUCGACAAACCAGCUUCGCCCCUACCAGGCAUUGGCCAAGAACGAUCCCGCCAUCUUCGACCUGAUUCACGGCGCCAUUAGCACGCAGGCCGAAUAUGUCAUCAAGUCGCCGUACUGUAACGCCUUCCAGCCGCCUCCCAUUAGCGAUCUCCCCACAACAUCAAACGGCCAAAACGAUAGAGUGCAUCCCAUGUACGAACCAAGCUUCGUCUUUGAGUGCAAGUAUGAGCUUGAUUCCUUGGCCCAUUUCCUCGCCUUGGGCAACGACUUUUACGAACACACCGGGUCGACCAAAUUUGCCAAUGAACGAUGGAUGCUUGCUCUCGAGACGCUGCUCGAAGUGUUGUAUGAGCAGUCCAUGCCGACCUUUCACCCAGAAAAUGGCCGUCUGUUGCGCAAUGAGUACAGCUUCCAGCGCUGGACCGACUUGGGUACUGAAACGCUCAAUCUACAGGGUGUUGGCAAUCCUCUAAACAGCGGCACUGGGCUGGUCAGAUCGGCGUUCCGACCGAGCGACGACGCUACCAUCUUGGGCUUCUUCAUUCCAGCCAAUGCGAUGAUCUCUGUCGAAUUGGGUAGAACGGCCAAGAUGCUACUUAAGAUGGGCAAUACUAAAAUGGCAUCCGACAUUGAGAAAUGGAGCAAGACUAUUCGACAAGGUGUCCUGGAGCAUGGUGUUGUACACCACAAAAAGUAUGGCGACGUCUUUGCGUUUGAAGUUGACGGCUACGGCUCCAACAUUAUCAUGGAUGACGCCAACUACCCGUCUCUUCUGGCACUGCCUGUUAUGGGAUUUUGCUCGGCAGAUGACCCAAUCUACAAAAACACGCGCAAGAUGCUGCUCGAGAAGCAGGGUAACCCAUACUACUUGACUGGUUCCGAAUUUAAGGGCAUCGGCGGGCCUCAUAUUGGUUUGCAGAAUGCUUGGCCAAUGAGUUUGCUCAUCCAGGCGCAGACAUCGGACAAUGAUAAGGAAAUUUUGGAGUGUCUUGACCUUGUGCUCAAGUCGUCUAAGCGCGGCUUGAUUCACGAGAGUAUUCAUGUUGAGCGCUCAUCCAUGUACACCCGCAGCUGGUUCGCUUGGGCCAAUGAAGUCUUUGCAAUGACAAUUCUUGAUUUGGCCAAGAGAAAACCCAAGCUGAUUUUCAAAAAGGGUACCGGCACCUACGAGAUUUGAGGCUGAAUUGAAACGCUGGCGAGGCUUGCGAAUAGAUUUGUUAUUACUAGUACUAUACCUUCCCUCUUGCAUAUAGUUGGGCUCACGACGUUUUAUGAAUAGACUGCAUUUUAUAUCCCGACACAGAAAACCACAAAACAAACCACAGUUAAAUGAAUUAAUAUAUUUUCAAUACAAAUUAAUAAGCUCCUUUUCCACCUAACUGGCA
This is a messenger RNA of [Torrubiella] hemipterigena, 2131 nucleotides long. The record is from the annotation of a GenBank genome assembly. Lineage: Eukaryota; Fungi; Ascomycota; Sordariomycetes; Hypocreales; Clavicipitaceae.